Messenger RNA from Mytilus trossulus (common blue mussel), 1950 nucleotides. RefSeq names its product 5-hydroxytryptamine receptor 4-like. Lineage: Eukaryota; Metazoa; Mollusca; Bivalvia; Mytilida; Mytilidae. Gene Ontology annotation, cellular component: plasma membrane. Bases 515 to 1525 code for a protein of 336 amino acids. Gene Ontology annotation, biological process: adenylate cyclase-activating adrenergic receptor signaling pathway. Gene Ontology annotation, molecular function: G protein-coupled receptor activity. The record is from RefSeq and is a predicted model, not a curated record. The transcript has 2 exons.
UAUAACCCAUGAUGUUAUCAAACAUAUAACAUCCAGUUUUCUUACAGUGUCACGUCGAAUUGAUUUAUAUUUCUCGCAUAUAAAUAGAAUAUUUCAUAUCAAAGUGAUAUAGAAAUGGCUUGGAUGUAUGUAUUUGUUAUGCAAAGCGUGUGUCUCUAAUCGUGUAUUAUCUGUUUGGAGGAUAUCAACAGAUUUAUAUAUGAUUGAAAAAAAAUUAAUUGAUAAACAACGUUAUUUUCCCCACUAGCAUCAAUGCGUCAUUUUUCACACAAACACAAAUGAUACUUCCGACCCUGGGCACAUGCCAUAAGUUUAACAGGAUACAAUUACUUCAGAUAAACAAAAUCUCUGAUCCUUUGGGAAUUUUAUUUGUCCAGUGUAGCAUUGCAUGGAUUAUUGAUAUUGAAAAUAUGCUAACGUGCGAAUGUCUUAAUAACGUUUCAGAGGACAACUAUGGAAGGCACAGCGCAUCAGGAUCCUAUUAUAAUCAAACACAGUAUUUGAAGAACCAGAUAUGAACAACGGAACUUGCUCAAAUACAACAAGUGACAAAUUAGUUACAGAAGAUAUAGUGUUGAUUAUAUUUCUUUCUUGUUUUCCUUGUAUAACUAUUGCGGGAAAUAUUCUAGUUAUAUUCACUGUACUAAAACGUCAUAAAUUUAGACAAAAAGCGAAUGUCUUCGUCGUAUCAUUGGCCGUUACAGACAUAGCUGUUGCGAUAUUUGUGAUGUCAUUUUCCAUUCUACAACAGUUCGGAAAUAUGUCAUGGCUUACCUUAAAAUCUGUGUGCUGGUUAUCGUUUAGUUUAGAUGUCAUGUUUACAAGUACAUCUAUAUUUCACCUUAUGUGUAUGACCGUUGACAGAUACAUAGCUAUUUGUUUACCAUUUAGAUACCAUAAUUUAAUGUGCAAUCGUUCUGUGAUAACUUUGCUCAUUAUAUGCUGGCUGCUUCCAGUUGUUAUUUCAUUUGGUUUGAUUUUUGGAGAGGUGCAUAAUAUUGGAAUACAAGAAACAAAACAAUGUUCAAACACAUGUUCAUUUAUAGUCAAUAUUUAUUAUGCAGUUAUAUGUGGUGUUGCAGUGUUUUAUAUUCCAUCUGCUUUCAUGUUAGUUUGCAAUCUGAAAAUUUUACGCAAAGUUCGGGCAAAUCGAAGGAAUUUGUGCAAACUAAGUAAGUGUAUUUUACAACAAAACGAAAUAUUGAUGAAAAGAGAAGUUAAAGUUGCUCGAACCAUUGCAGUUAUGUUAAGUUGCUUCUUUCUUUGUUGGCUACCAUUUUUCGUGUUGACCAUAGUAGACACGUUGAUGAAUUAUAAAGCAGGAAAAACUACCGUAUUAGUGAUCACGUGGCUUGGAUAUAUGAAUUCAACUAUAAAUCCGUACUUAUAUUAUUUUUUAAACAAACCACCAUGUAAAAAUUCAUGCCAUAUAAAACUAUGCUGCUUGGGAUUAUUUUGUAGGAAAAAGCGAAAUGUUUACGUAUUGCAACAUUUGAAUAUACAAUCAUUAAGACAUGGGUUUUAAUUUUUGAAACCUUUAUUUUUAUGGAAAUUAACUGUAAUUCUAAGAAGGUAAGUUAAUGAAACAUGAACAAUAGUUUUGUCUUUUAAAAGACUAUUCUUAUUUUCAUUCAGUCAUUUCUUUUACAUAUACAAUUAUGAAAUACUUUGAUUUAAUUCAUUGUGACCGUGUUCAUUUUUUGAUAAGCUGAAAAAAUAAACGAGACUGAGUUGACGUUCUUAACUCACAAACUAAUAAACGAAUUUCUUAUAAUACCACUAUAGUCAAACAAUCACACGGUGUAGUUUCUGCUAAAUCAAUAAAAAGUAAGAUGAACAUUCGUAAAAGUUUACAAGCAUCAAAGUGGUACCAAACACCUUGACUUAAAUUCAUUUGGCUCGUUUAGUUUCCAUUAAAUUUGAUAAAUAUUCACUUUGACCCGUUGACAA